CACCACAGAAGGAGAAAAAAAUAAAAAAGAAAAACAGUACUUCACUUCACUCCAUUACCCUAAACCCCCAAUACCACAAUCACCAUACAUAGAUCUACUUGAUACCGUCCUCUUGAAAUUAAAACCAUCACAUAUAUAUGAUUCCACACCAUUUCUAAUCUCUCUCUCUCCUCUGUCUUCAGCUUGCAACAAUGGCUAGCCAUUCAGCUCUCGCCUCUUCCAGGAUUCCCUCAACCGCCAGUCUUCGUUCCAAGAGGCAUGAAGUUGCAGAGUUCAGCGGGCUUCGAUCGAGCUCAUCCGUGGCUUUUGCAAGCCAAACAAGAGAUCAGAUCUCCUUCUCCGAGCUAGUGGCAGCACAGUUGGCCACCAAGAUUCACGGAAGCAGAGCUGUGAGAGGGGAGACUGUGGCGAAGCUGAAGGUGGCCAUUAAUGGAUUCGGGAGAAUUGGAAGGAACUUUCUCCGAUGCUGGCAUGGAAGGAAGAACUCUCCACUUGAUGUCGUCGUUGUAAACGACAGCGGUGGUGUUAAAAAUGCUUCUCAUCUUCUAAAAUACGAUUCUAUGCUGGGGACUUUCAAAGCCGAUGUGAAGAUUGUUGAUAAUGAAACCAUUAGCGUUGAUGGAAAGCCAGUCAAGGUUGUUGCAAAUAGGGAUCCUUUGAAGCUUCCAUGGGCUGAUCUUGGCAUCGAUAUUGUCAUUGAGGGUACUGGAGUUUUUGUGGACGGCCCAGGCGCAGGAAAGCACAUACAAGCCGGUGCUAAGAAAGUCAUCAUUACGGCACCGGCCAAAGGAGCUGAUAUCCCAACCUAUGUGGUGGGCGUUAACGAAGGAGACUAUUACCAUGAGGUCUCAGACAUAGUAAGGGUUAUGAGUCAGCUUAUAUGUCCACCAAACAUAUCAUAAGAUAGCUGCAACAACAACAACAACAACAACAACAAAAA
Dendrobium catenatum is the source of this 940-nucleotide messenger RNA. Its product is annotated as glyceraldehyde-3-phosphate dehydrogenase B, chloroplastic. Gene Ontology annotation, molecular function: glyceraldehyde-3-phosphate dehydrogenase (NAD+) (phosphorylating) activity; NAD binding. The coding region runs from base 192 to 902 and encodes 236 amino acids. Gene Ontology annotation, biological process: glucose metabolic process. The transcript has 6 exons. Lineage: Eukaryota; Viridiplantae; Streptophyta; Magnoliopsida; Asparagales; Orchidaceae. The record is from RefSeq and is a predicted model, not a curated record. Gene Ontology annotation, cellular component: chloroplast.